This is a messenger RNA of Harpia harpyja (harpy eagle), 2286 nucleotides long. RefSeq names its product transcription factor AP-4 (gene TFAP4). Gene Ontology annotation, molecular function: DNA-binding transcription factor activity, RNA polymerase II-specific; protein dimerization activity; RNA polymerase II cis-regulatory region sequence-specific DNA binding. NCBI's taxonomy places the organism in Eukaryota, Metazoa, Chordata, Aves, Accipitriformes, Accipitridae. The transcript is spliced from 7 exons. Gene Ontology annotation, cellular component: nucleus. The record is from RefSeq and is a predicted model, not a curated record. The coding region runs from base 105 to 1121 and encodes 338 amino acids. Gene Ontology annotation, biological process: regulation of transcription by RNA polymerase II.
GCUCGCACCAGCUGUUUCCCGCCUUGAGCCGCAGGCAGAGGCCGCCGGAGCCGGAGCCGGAGCCGGAGCCGGGCCCGGCCGCUCUCCCCCCGCGCCUCCCCGGCAUGGAGUACUUCAUGGUGCCGGCCCAGAAGGUGCCCUCCCUGCAGCACUUCAGGAAAUCCGAGAAGGAGGUCAUCGGCGGGCUCUGCAGCUUGGCUAACAUCCCGUUGACUCCGGAGACCCAGCGGGACCAGGAGCGACGGAUACGCAGGGAAAUCGCCAACAGCAACGAGAGACGGCGGAUGCAGAGCAUCAAUGCUGGCUUCCAGUCUCUGAAAACCCUCAUCCCACACACGGACGGGGAGAAGCUCAGCAAGGCGGCCAUCCUCCAGCAGACUGCCGAGUACAUCUUCUCCCUGGAGCAGGAGAAGACUCGACUACUGCAGCAAAACACCCAGCUCAAGCGGUUCAUCCAGGAGUUCAGCGGCUCCUCCCCGAAACGGCGACGGGCGGAGGACAAAGAUGAGGGGAUCGGCUCGCCGGACAUCUGGGAGGAUGAGAAGGCUGAGGAUCUGCGGCGGGAGAUGAUCGAGCUCCGGCAGCAGCUGGACAAGGAGCGCUCGGUCCGCAUGAUGCUGGAGGAGCAGGUUCGCUCCCUGGAGGCCCACAUGUACCCCGAGAAGCUGAAGGUGAUCGCUCAGCAAGUGCAGCUCCAGCAGCAGCAGGAACAGGUGAGGUUGCUGCACCAGGAGAAGCUAGAGCGCGAGCAGCAGAUACGAACCCAGCUCCUGCCAUCACAUGCUCCCCCAGCGCCCACCCACCACCCCACCGUGAUCGUUCCAGCGCCGCCUCCCUCCCAUCACGUCACUGUGGUCACCAUGGGCCCGUCCUCGGUCAUCAACACAGUCUCCACGUCCCGGCAAAACCUGGACACCAUCGUUCAGGCGAUCCAACACAUUGAGGGGACGCAGGAGAAGCAGCUGCAGGAAGAGGAGCAGAGACGUGCUGUCAUUGUGACGCCGGCACGCGCUUGCCCUGAGCCUUCUGCCUCCGACACCGCCUCCGACACCGAGGGCAACGACAGUGACUCCAUGGACCAGAGCAAAGAAGAGCCCUCGGGAGACGGGGAGCUGCCCUGACACCCCCUGGCUGGCAGCUGGGGAGGGGAGCCGGGGUGGGGUGGGGGGAAAACGUCAGAGAAUAUGCUGAAAUUUUUAAAAAAUACAACGCGAUUUGGGUCUCUUUUAUGACCUUUUUCCAAUACUGUAAAGCAGAGCGCUAGAAGCAGGCAAAGGUCACCCUUCAGCUCUUGGGGGGGCGGCUCGGGGGGGGGUGGGUGCUCAAGGGCAGCCACACAGGGAUGUGGGGGGCUCGGGGCGCAGUGGGACAGUGGCGGGGGAGUGUUAGGGAUGGGGGGGUCGCUGCCCCCCACCCUGUUUUAUCAGCCCCCCCGCCACUGACCCAUGGGGUAUCCUGCCAAGCUGGCAGCAGCCCCCGUGUUCCCAAUGGCAUUCCCUUGGGUCGCGGCCUUUGGUUGGGAUCUUAAUUUGUUUUUUCUUCCUCUUUUGUGUUGUUUUUUAAUUAAAUGUUCAUUUUUAAGCAGGGGGGAGAUGCCAAGUGACACGGCAGCAAAGGCGGGACAGGGACCCCCAGCUUCGGGGUACAACCAGCCCCACCACGGCUUCUGCACCCCGCGUGGGGCAGAGAAAACCCCUUUGGAAAGUAAAAAAAUCCUGGGAUUAUGCCACCGGAGCACAGGCAGGAGGGCCGGCAUGUGCCACCCCCCCCCGGCAUUUCCAACGCCCACCUCCUUGGCACGGGGAUGGCGGUUUGGGGGCUGAUUUUACACCCCUGUCCUCAUCCCUGUCCCCAUCCCCGUCCCUGUCCCUGUCCCCUCAUACUGCUCCCAUCCCUCCUUUAAGCACUUAAUCCGGUUCGCGGGGUCCGUCAGCUCCGAAGAGCUUUUCUAUUUCGUGAUUGUGUCGCUUGGGUCUGUUGUGGCAGGCAGGGGGGUCCUCAUUUUGUGUGUGUGUUCCCCCCUCGCCCCUGCCGCCCCCCGCCCGGCUGUAGGGUUUUAGGCCAGUUGUGUGUAGAGCCUCGGUGGUAUUUGGUAGGUUCCCCCCAGCCGCAGCUGUUUCUCGGUUCCUUUCCCUUUUUUUUUUUUUUUUUGUAUUUUUUUUACGAUUUUCAGGUCUUUGUGUUGAUUGAGAAGCUAUUCUAUUUUGUUAAGAAAGUGGAAAAAAAAAAAAGAGGCUCGUGCCUUUGUAAAGAAACAAAAUAAAGUUUGUACUUGGUUUUUUAGAA